AUGCAAAACUUUAACCGAUCUACCGAGAGCUGCCGCGACCGAGACCUUCUUGAUGUUAUUUUACAGCGGAAGGAGGAGAGUCACAGUGAAACGAGUUCGAGACUUGGAAUAUCGACGCUUCUACCCAAACGUAACGGAGAGGUCGGCAGACCCCACAGCUGCAAGACUUCGCACCAGAGUCUGGCGAGCGACGGGUCACGCGACACCGUGUGCGAGAAAGACAGUCCCGUUGGUAAAUUCCUCCAAUGUCUGGGGAUCCUGUCGUUGGCCUCCUUAAUCAUAAGUGUGAUCGCGUUGCAGAUACUGCUGUCUGUGAAUGCUGCUGAUGACUUGGAUGCUGCUAAUAAAAUCAUCAACUUGACUGUCGUGUACGACGAUGUCUUGAAGGCAGUUGUCACCAUGACGACGCUGGUCAUCGUGCUAAACCUGUGUUGUUUGAUGGUGUGUACUAUGCAGUGCUACUUCGCUGCCAAAAUUCUAACAGCGCCAGAAGGAGAGGGAAGAGCUCUGAGGUAUUUGAAGGAAUGUUCCAGCAGUCGCUUGAUCUCAGUCGUUGGUUUCUUCGUCUCCAUUCCAGUGCUAAUUAUAGUACUGAUUCUACAUAUGCUGUUACGCCACCAUCCCACACCAGCGUUGACAGCGUGCAUUAUUCUGGGUCUCGGUCUAGUGUUCUGUAUUCUCAGCGUCAUGCAAAACAUGUAUCACUGGAGAACAGAAAAAGGCAGGAUGAAUGACGGGGUGCCAGUUUAUAAUAUGGCACAGCCAAGAGAACCAGUCGUUCCGCGUAAUGAAUUGUCGACUCUUGUAUGA
Messenger RNA from Gigantopelta aegis, 810 nucleotides. RefSeq lists its product as uncharacterized. Bases 1 to 810 code for a protein of 269 amino acids. The record is from RefSeq and is a predicted model, not a curated record. Lineage: Eukaryota; Metazoa; Mollusca; Gastropoda; Neomphalida; Peltospiridae. The transcript is spliced from 3 exons.